AUGUGCAGUGCGCUGGUAAUUUUAUUAUUGCUGUGGAAACAUGAUUUCGUAGAAAGCCUUCGUAUUUUGGAACUCAGAGUGCCCGGACACGUGGAAGAAGGAGGCCAAGCUCUUUUAGGAUGUCAAUUUGAUUUAGAAGAUGAUCGUCUAUAUUCAGUGAAUUGGUACAAAGAUGACCAAGAAUUUUAUCGCUUCGUGCCCACAAAUAGCGAACCGACGAGCUACUUUCCUGUGCCUGGCGUUAUUGUCAAUAUGGCGCGAUCAUCAAGCACGGUAGUCGCUCUAGAACACCUUACAAAGGACUCAGGUGGGCGCUAUCGUUGUGAAGUAUCGGGAGAAGCGCCCUACUUCGUUACUGUGUUCGACGUAAAAGAUGUAAAAGUAUAUCUGUUGCCCAAUAAUGUGCCACGAAUGACUGAAAUCAAAAACGAGUAUGAAAUAGGGGAUACUUUGAAAGUUAAUUGUACAUCAUCAAGAUCACGGCCAAGAGCACAAGUAAAGUGGCUAGUAAAUAAUCAGUCAGCACCAGAGAGUUAUUUGCGAGGUCCCUGGGAGUGGAAGUCGAGAGAACGGCCUGAUGCGCGCGUCACAACUGUAGAACUUAACUUUAUUCUGAUGCCUUACCACUUUCACGAAGGCGUAUUGACUAUUGAAUGUCAAGUUACCCUCGCCCCAUUAUACCAUGAUAAAAUAGUUCGUCACAUCUUAAGAAUUGAACCUGCACCAGUGGACGAAGCAUCGGACGCAAUUCAACAAAUUUAUGAAGCUUCUGUGUUUAGUGAAAGCCAUGGUCAAACACCAGAAGCCGAAUCGCAAAACAACGAUUAUUUUAGAGAAAACUCAGCCGGGUUCAAGGUUACUGCGUGGGUAAUUUUGCCGUCAAUCGUCUUAGUACAAUUAUUUUUU
Molecule: messenger RNA, 906 nt
Organism: Brenthis ino (lesser marbled fritillary)
Lineage: Eukaryota; Metazoa; Arthropoda; Insecta; Lepidoptera; Nymphalidae
Source: the annotation of a GenBank genome assembly